AUUACGGACAUUUUAUGUAAAACUCUACAUUUAAAAUCUUAGUUAUAGAUAUGUUUGAGUGUAAAAUUAUAUAAUUAUAAUUCUUUAUAUAUUUAAUAUAUGAGAACCAUCGAUGUGAUAUAUGUCAAUUUAAUCAUACACCGGUGAUAGAAUUUAUUAUGGAAGUUUUUUUAAAACAUAUUUUCAAUAAAUAACUGUUCAAGUUAAUUUUGUGCUCAUAAUGCAUAUUAUGUUAAAAUUGACGAAUACACAAUAAUCUGGAAUUGAAGAAAUUUAAAUCACAUAGACAUGAAAAUCAAUUUUAUUGUAGGUGAAUUUAAGAGAAUCCAAGCGUAUGAUCACAGGUGAUCUUGACAUUCGUCUCCUACCUUCGAUCCCCAUAUACUUGGGGCAUGGUAAAAUAAAGUUGCUAAUUAUAGUAUAAUUAUUUAUUAAAUAUUUAUAUUUAUAUUUUUUUAUUUUUAAAUUGGAAGUUUACUUUAUAGUAUACUUAAAUUCUUCUAGAUUUAUCACAGAUGGCUCCAACGGUAAAAAAGAGCAAGAAGCAGCCAGCCCCGGCUCCACUUGCUAAACCAAAAGAAACUAAGGCAAAGAACCCAUUUUUUGAGAGAUUGCCACGUGAUUUUGGCAUUGGCCGUUCUAUCCGUCCAAGAGUUAAUUUGUCACGUUAUGUCCGUUGGCCGAGGUAUAUUAAGAUCCAACGUCAACAUAGAGUUUUACUCCAAAGACUUAAAAUACCACCCGCUUUAAAUCAAUUUAACUACACCAUUGACAAGAGUCAAGCACUCCAGUUGCUUAGGUUUUUGAGUAAAUACAAGCCAGAGACUAAGAAGGAGAAGGCAGCACGACUUUUGAAGGAUGCAGAACUUGCAGCAUCAGGCGCAGAAGUGGCGACCAAGAAGCCUUUUAUGCUUAAAAGUGGUCUUAAUCAUGUAACAAAUUUGGUGGAGUACAAGAAGGCGAAGCUCGUUGUAAUCGCUCACGACGUAGAUCCAAUCGAGUUAGUUUUAUGGCUCCCUGCACUAUGCAGGAAAAAGGAGGUCCCGUACUGUAUAAUUAAAAGCAAGAGUAGGCUAGGGAAGCUCGUUCACCAGAAAACCGCAUCAGUAGUGGCAGUUGACAAUGUUAGGAAGGAAGACCAGGCGGAAUUUGACAAUCUGGUGAGGACAUUCACGGCAAUGUUCAAUGAGAACUCCGAGUUGAGGAAGCGUUGGGGAGGCCACAUCAUGGGAAUCAAGUCCCAGCACAUGAUAGCCAAGCGUGAAGCUUUAAUCGCUAUGGAAAACGCUAAGAAAUUAGGUUUAACCUAUAACUAAAUAUUUAUACAAUGCUCUAAUCAUUUAUUUUACAUAUUUUAUU
Theileria parva strain Muguga is the source of this 1359-nucleotide messenger RNA. It is a transcript of the gene RPL7A, whose product is annotated as 60S ribosomal protein L7a-2. Gene Ontology annotation, cellular component: ribonucleoprotein complex. The transcript is spliced from 2 exons. Gene Ontology annotation, biological process: ribosome biogenesis. Bases 516 to 1316 code for a protein of 266 amino acids. The record is from RefSeq and is a predicted model, not a curated record. NCBI's taxonomy places the organism in Eukaryota, Apicomplexa, Aconoidasida, Piroplasmida, Theileriidae.